AUGGGAUUUUUAGACAAGGUUAAGGAUAUCGCCAGUGGAAGCGGCAGUAGUGGCAAUGGUGGGUCUGGUAACAACGAUGACUUUGUUUCCAAGGCUGAAAGAGCAUUGGGACAAGACCGUGUGAGCCAGAUCAGAAACAAAGUCGGCGGAGACAACUUCGAUAAGUUUGAGUCCGGAGUGAGGAAACAAUUUGCCGGUACGUCGAUUAAAGACAGUGACAGUAAGAGGGAUAUCGACGACGACGAUUCUUAUGGAAAUAACAGCAACAAUGACAACAGCACCUCUUACGGAAACAGCAGCCGUAAGAAUGAGAAUUCUUACGGCCAGAGCUCCAACAACGAUGAUUCUUACGGGGACAGCAGCAAUUUGAACAGUGAUUCGUAUGGCCAAAGUUCUUCGAACAAUGAUUCUUACGGAAACAGCAGCAGUAAGAAGAACGACUCCUAUGGAAACAGCUCUUACGGCGACGACUCUUAUGGAAACAGCAGCAGUAAGAAGAAUGAUUCCUAUGGAAACAGCUCUUACGGCGACGACUCUUAUGGAAACAGCAGCAGCAAGAAGAAUGAUUCUUACGGAAACAGCUCUUCUAAUGACGACACCUACGGAAACAGCUCUUCCAACAAUGAUUCCUAUGGAAGCAGCAGCAGUAAGAAGAACGAUUCCUAUGGAAACAACAGCAGUAAGAAGAACGACUCCUAUGGAGGCAAGAACAGCAAGAAAAACGACUCCUACGGGAACAGUUCUUACGGCGACGACUCCUACGGAAACAGCAGCAGUAAGAAAACCGAUACCUACGGAAACAGCUCUUCCAACGACGACUCCUAUGGAAGUAAGAGCGGCAAAAAGAAGGAUUCCUACGGAAAGAGCUCCUCGAACGAUGAUUCUUACGGAAGCAAGAACAGUGGAAAGAAGAACGACUCCUAUGGCCAGAGCUCUUACGGCAAUGACUCCUACGGACAGAGCUCCUCUAAUAACGAUUCCUACGGAAACAGCAGCAACAAGAAGAACGAUUCUUAUGGCCAAAGCUCUUACGGCGAUAAUUCCUACGGAAACAGCAGCAGCAAGAAGAACGACUCUUAUGGUCAGAGCUCUUACGGCGAUGACUCCUACGGCCAGAGCUCCUCUAAUAACGAUUCCUACGGAAACAGCAGCAGCAAGAAGAACGACUCUUAUGGCCAAAGCUCCUACGGCGAUGAUUCCUACGGAAACAGCAGCAGCAAGAAGAACGACUCUUACGGCCAAAGCUCCUACGGAAACAAUAACAGUAGUUCCUACGGUCAAAGCUCUUCCAACAACGACUCUUACGGCCAGAGCUCCUACAAUGAUGACUCGUACGGAAACAGCAACAAUAACAACAGCAGCAACUCCUACGGUCAAAGUUCUUCUAACAACGACUCCUACGGCCAGAGUUCCUACGGUAAUCAAAACUCUAACGACUCGUACGGCGGUGCUAACUCCUCCUACUACAACUAG
Lachancea sp. 'fantastica' is the source of this 1473-nucleotide messenger RNA. The record is from the annotation of a GenBank genome assembly. Lineage: Eukaryota; Fungi; Ascomycota; Saccharomycetes; Saccharomycetales; Saccharomycetaceae.